AUGGCGGCCCCGGAGCCGGCGCCGAGGCGGGGCCGGGAGCGGGAGCGGGAGGACGAGAGCGAGGACGAGAGCGACAUCCUGGAGGAGAGCCCGUGCGGGCGCUGGCAGAAGCGGCGGGAGCAGGUGAACCAGGGGAACAUGCCGGGGGUGCAGAGCACCUUCCUGGCCAUGGACACGGAGGAGGGGGUGGAGGUGGUGUGGAACGAGCUGCACUUUGGAGACAGGAAGGCCUUCGCUGCCCAUGAGGAGAAGAUCCAGACCAUGUUCGAGCAGCUGGCCCUGGUGGACCACCCCAACAUCGUCAAGCUGCACAAGUACUGGCUGGACGCGUCCGAGGCCCGGGCACGGGUCAUCUUCAUCACAGAGUACGUGUCCUCGGGCAGCCUCAAGCAGUUCCUCAAAAAGACCAAGAAGAACCACAAGGCCAUGAACGCCCGGGCCUGGAAGCGCUGGUGCACGCAGAUCCUGUCUGCGCUCAGCUUUCUGCACGCGUGCAGCCCCCCCAUCAUCCACGGCAACCUGACCAGCGACACCGUCUUCAUCCAGCACAACGGCCUCAUCAAGAUCGGCUCGGUAUGGCACCGAAUCUUCUCCAACGCGCUCCCCGACGAUCUCCGGAGCCCCAUCCUGGCGGAGCGGGAGGAGCAGCGGAACCUGCACUUUUUCCCCCCGGAGUAUGGCGAGGUGGCCGACGGGACGGCGGUGGACAUCUUCUCCUUCGGGAUGUGUGCGCUGGAGAUGGCCGUGCUGGAGAUUCAGGCCAACGGGGACACCCGAGUCACGGAGGAGGCCAUCGCUCGUGCCAGGCACUCCCUGGGCGACCCCAACAUGCGGGAGUUCAUCCUCUCCUGCCUGGCCCGCGACCCCGCGCACCGGCCCUCUGCCCACAACCUGCUCUUCCACCGCGUGCUCUUCGAGGUGCACUCGCUCAAGCUGCUGGCGGCACACUGCUUCAUCCAGCACCAGUACCUCAUGCCUGAGAACGUGGUGGAGGAGAAGACCAAGGCCAUGGACCUGCAUGCCGCCGCCUGCCCGCUGCCCGCCCGCCGCCCGCCCGCUAGCCACCUGCUCUUCCGCCCGUGCAGGUACUCGGAGGUCUCCUUCCUGGAGCUGGACAAGUUCCUGGAGGAUGUCAGGAAUGGGAUCUACCCACUGAUGAACUUCGCGGACGCUCGGCCCCUGGGGCUGCCCCGGGCGCUGGCCCCACCCCCUGAGGAGGCCCAGAAGGCCAAGACCCCCACACCCGAGCCCUUCGACUCGGAGACCAGAAAGGUCAUUCACAUGCAGUGCAGCUUGGAGCGCGGCGAGGACAAGGCACGCUGGCAUCUCACCCUGCUCCUGGUGCUGGAGGACCGGCUGCACCGGCAGCUCAGCUACGACCUGCUCCCAACUGACAGCGCCCAGGACCUGGCUGCAGAGUUGGUCCACUACGGUUUCGUCCACGAGGAUGACCGGACAAAGCUGGCAGCCUUCCUGGAGAGCACCUUCCUCAAGCACCGUGGGACUCAGCCCUGAUGGCACCGCAGUCCCAGGACGGCCUGGUCCGUGGGGAAGCUCCGCCGUGGCUCUGGGGCGGCCCAGAGGCCCCCUCUGCCAGUGUGCCUGGGGGCUGAAGACCAAACCCCUGGAGAGGCACUGGGGUGGUCGGGCGUGGCUGGGCACAGCGCCCCUGCCUGCAGCUCAGGACUGCCCACCUGCCCGCACGCACCCAUGGGCUCCGUCGCCCUCCCAGAGCCCCUCCCCAGCUGCUGUGCAGCUGUCUGGGGGUAGCCGAGCCCUCGGCGGGUGGCCUACAGGCAAAUCAGUGCGGAGGACAGGCCAGCUCCAGACAGGCAUCCACCCAGGGGUCCACCUACCCCCACUUGGUACCACAGACCCAGCCUGGGGCAAAGUGCCUGCAGGUGCCACACUGGGUGCUGGGUGUGGGGCAGGCCCACAGUCUGGCAGGAGAAGCAAACCGGAGCAGACACACCCCAGGAAGCCAGGAGCCCAGCUCAUUGUGACCCUUGUACCUCUCAUGCAGGCCUGCCCCUACCUUCCACCCACACCCCACUUCUGGACACUCCUGGCCCCUGUGGCCAGAGCUAUUUUUGCUCUUGGUGACCCCAGCCUGGAGGCAUUGGGCUCUGCCUCCCUCCUGGUGCUGUGGCCAUCAGUUCAGCGCCUCCCGCUCUCCUCCCUGACCACUGUCCUCCAGCUCUGGGACCACCUCCCUUCCAGCUUCAGGUUCAGUGCCCCUUUCAACCUCGUAAAUUGCAUGUAUGAACUUCGUGCAUUCAGGCUUCUUUUUAAGCAUUUCAAAUAUCAGCAGGAGCGCGCACUGCCGUGAACAUCUACCACCAACUUCACGGCUUAAGACCCACAAAACCCUGAAUGCUCGGGAGAUUGCCUGGCUAUCUAGUGAUGGGUUUUUUGCACCUGUCUGGGGCUCCAGGGCGAAACUUCCUCCUGCUCAUUUGGGCGCUUGGCCUACAGGGGCUGGUCCCUCUUGCAGCCUGCAGACAUCUUGCUGUCCUUGGCCUCCAGGCCCUGCCUCGGUCCUCAGCUUGGGACCACAUCCUCCCUCCUGGGGCAGCUCAGAGAGUGGGUUUCUUCUGGGCCACCUGUCAGGUCUGCAGCCAGGAACACUGAUGUGAUUGUGUGGGGUGCCCCCCUCGAUGUCCUUAAUCCUCUCUGAAGAAUACCCUUCUUCUUACCCAUGGAAAGUAAUGCUUGGGUCCCAGGGGUUGUGGUGUGGCGGUUGUCUUUGGGAGGUGACAUCGUCCCAUCUGCCACACCACUCUCACCCAGACACACAAAGGCAGAGCAAGUGUGAUGGCAGAUGUAGCAAACCUUAAGCAUUCCAGUAUCUUUCCAAAGUUAUUCAAAUUCUCAUAGCUUUCAACUGAAAAUUAUAGGCCUGAAGUAAUUUGCACAUUCUGGUUGGGAAUUCUGAUUCUAAAUUGUUUGGUUCUGCAGCAUCUUUGAGAGUUUGAAUGGCAAGUGCCUGACAGAUUGUAUCAUAAUUAAACUACAGAGCAUUACUGCCGAUGCUUCAUUCACUCAUACCUAGGUUGAGGAUUGCAUCUUAGCCUCUGUCUUUUCAAAGAUUAAACUUAUUACUCUAAAGGUGG
Messenger RNA from Condylura cristata (star-nosed mole), 3113 nucleotides. RefSeq names its product nuclear receptor binding protein 2 (gene NRBP2). NCBI's taxonomy places the organism in Eukaryota, Metazoa, Chordata, Mammalia, Eulipotyphla, Talpidae. Bases 1 to 1515 code for a protein of 504 amino acids. Gene Ontology annotation, biological process: endoplasmic reticulum to Golgi vesicle-mediated transport; intracellular signal transduction; protein phosphorylation. Gene Ontology annotation, cellular component: cytoplasm; endomembrane system. Gene Ontology annotation, molecular function: protein serine/threonine kinase activity; ATP binding. The transcript is spliced from 18 exons. The record is from RefSeq and is a predicted model, not a curated record.